Wickerhamiella sorbophila is the source of this 1344-nucleotide messenger RNA. RefSeq lists its product as hypothetical. The record is from RefSeq and is a predicted model, not a curated record. The transcript has a single exon. Gene Ontology annotation, molecular function: mRNA binding. Gene Ontology annotation, biological process: intracellular mRNA localization. NCBI's taxonomy places the organism in Eukaryota, Fungi, Ascomycota, Dipodascomycetes, Dipodascales, Trichomonascaceae. Gene Ontology annotation, cellular component: nuclear outer membrane-endoplasmic reticulum membrane network; ribonucleoprotein complex; endoplasmic reticulum. The coding region runs from base 1 to 1344 and encodes 447 amino acids.
AUGAGCGCUGAGCAAAAGAUCGUUCGGCCCGACCGUGCUGAGUUCGACAAGACUAUCGAGGAACUGAAGAAGCAGCUCGAGCAGCAGCGUGCUAUUCAAAACAAGGCCAAGGCUACUAUUGAUGCCACCCAGGGCGACAAGGGCCCCGAUGCUGAGUGGAACAAGCUCAUCGAGGAGGUCAAGGAGGCCCGUAAGGUUCGUGAAGCUGCCCAUGCCAAGCUCCAGAGCAAGCUCAAGGAGAUCAAGGCUGUGGAGUCUAGUGUCCAGAAGAAGCUCAAGGAUAUUCAGGCUUUGCGUCCGAAGAAUGGUGCCAAGAACGAGCAAGAGCUCGAUGCUCAGAUCCAGCGUCUGGAGCGUGAGGCUGAUAGCGGCAACUUUUCGCUUGUCGAGGAGAAGAAGGUGCUGAAGGAAAUCACUUCCCUCAAGAACUCUCGUCGCUCCUUUGCUGCCGUCACCAAGCUGCAGGCUGACAUUGACGCUGACCGGGCCAAGAUUGCUGAGCUUCGCAAGUCUGUCGACGACAGCGAGCUUAAGGCCGCUCAAACCAAGCUUAAUGGUAUCAAUAAGCAGCUUGAUGAGCGCAAGGCCAGCCGCCAGUCCCAGCGUAGCCAGCUUGAUUCCGUCUGGACCGAGCGUAAGGCUGCCAUGACCGAGAUCAAAAAGAUCAAUGCUGCUAUGGACAAGGCCCGUGAGGAGUUCAAUACCAAGCAGGCUGCUUUCCGCCAGCAGGCUAUUGAUCGCAAGAAGGCGCGCGAGCAGGAGGAGAAGGACCGCAAGGUGGCUGCUGAGAAGGCUAAGAAGCUGGCUACUGCGGAGGCCAAGCUUGAGUCUGCCAAGCUGCCUGCCUUUGCCGAGCAGAUUGCCAAAGCGGAGGCUUUGCUUGCCUUCUUCGACCCUUCUUUCAAGGGAUCCAGUGCUGCCUCUAGCAAUGGCUCUGCCCAGACCAGCGGCCUUGUAAGCACUCGUGCUGCCCCUCGCCAGGUUGAGGCUGUUCCCGACAACGCGCAGGUCCUGUCCAAGUGCGGCCCCGACGUUAUGCCCAGCCGUAAAGAGCGCAAGCGCAAAACCAUCUCCCCCAAGCCUGACGAGGGCAAGCUCCGUCUUGAUGUUGGUAUCAUCGGCGACCUUGCCGCUCUGAACAUUGCUCUUCCCGGCGGCUCUGACGAUGUUGAGAACACCAAGAAGAGCCUGCUUGAGAAGAUCGAGUACUACAAGGAGAACGAUAAGCGCGUAACCAAGGAGCGUGUUGAGCGCGCUGAGGCUGAGCUUGCUAAGAUCAAGGCCUCCUCCACUGAGGAGACUGAGGAGACUGCUGAGGAGACUGCUGAGGAACCCACCCAGUGA